Molecule: messenger RNA, 1200 nt
Organism: Micromonas pusilla CCMP1545
Lineage: Eukaryota; Viridiplantae; Chlorophyta; Mamiellophyceae; Mamiellales; Mamiellaceae
Product: H+-or Na+-translocating f-type, v-type and A-type ATPase superfamily
Exons: 3
Coding region: 10-969 (319 amino acids)
Biological process (GO): proton motive force-driven mitochondrial ATP synthesis
Molecular function (GO): proton-transporting ATP synthase activity, rotational mechanism
Source: RefSeq, a predicted model, not a curated record
CGGACGACCAUGCUUCGCAAGACCGCCUCCACGCUCUGGACCCGGUUCGUGCCGGCGGCCAGGCAGGCCUACCCGGCCGCGGCGUCCUCCAUGAAAAGGCCCCGCUGGUUCUCCGCGACCACCGAGGACGGCGGCGAGGACGGCGGCGAGGACGUCGAGGAGUACGAAGACGAUGAAGAGGAAUGGGAAUACGACGAGCACGCGCCCCCGCUCAACCUGUUCGGCCUCCCCGCGCGGUACGCCUCCGCGGUGUACACCGCCGCGAGCAAGGAAGGCGUCUUGGAGAGAGUCCAGUCCGAGAUCAAGACGGUGCGCGCCCUCGGAACUCCUCCGACGCCGCGUCGCGGCGCCAACUCCGGAGCGAGCGAUCGACCUCGACGCGAGAGAAGCAAGCAAAACCUCGUCCGUCUCGAUUUCGUCGUCUGGUCUGUCUCCUUCUCCCCGCCCGCCUCCCUCCGCGCGUCUCUGACCCUCUCUUCUUGCCCCCCCCCUCUCUCCGUCCACGCGCAGCUCGUCGACGCGGCGAACACGGACGAGAAGUUUAGAAACUUCCUCUACGACCCGACGAUGCCCAAGGCGAAGAAGAUCGCCGGCAUCACCGAGUUUUGCGACGGCGCCGGGUUCGACAAGAUCACCAAGUCGUUCCUGUGCGUCACCGCGGAGAACGGGCGCCUGAAAGAGACAUCGAAGAUCCUCGGGUGCCUGGAAGAGUACUCUCUGAAAGCCGCGGGGCAGGUGAAGGCGACGGUCACGUCGGCGUUUCCGCUGAACGAAGAUCAGUUGACCAGGCUGACGGGGUUGAUCAAGAAGAAACUGGACGACCCGGAGGACGAGCUGACGGUGGAGACCAAGGUGGAUUCGAAGCUCGUCGGCGGGUUCACGGUGGCGAUGGGGGAGGAUUUCUACGAUCUCUCGCUCAUGACGCGGCUGCGGCACAUGGAGAACGAGCUCGCGAAGCCGCUUCGCUGAUUCUGAUUGAUUCGACCGGCGCGCGCGCGCGACGGACAGACGCGGUCUGAUGGAGGUCGAUGUAUAGUUUCGGACGACGCGAGAGCCCGCGGGGCGACAGUCGGACGAGACGGGAGGGAGAGAAGAGAACCCGCGAGGCGACGAGCGAGCGAGCGAGCGGGGUCUCGCGUGCUGUAUAACGUAAAGAUAGUGCCCACAGUAGGAGGCAUUUCGAUGGGAAACGAGCGCGGC